Fusarium keratoplasticum is the source of this 753-nucleotide messenger RNA. RefSeq lists its product as uncharacterized. NCBI's taxonomy places the organism in Eukaryota, Fungi, Ascomycota, Sordariomycetes, Hypocreales, Nectriaceae. Bases 1 to 753 code for a protein of 250 amino acids. The transcript has 2 exons. The record is from RefSeq and is a predicted model, not a curated record. Gene Ontology annotation, molecular function: phosphatase activity. Gene Ontology annotation, cellular component: cytoplasm.
AUGGCCCCGACAAUUCAUCUCGUCCGCCACGCUCAGGGUUUCCACAACCUGUCCAUCGAGAACGAGCAGCUGCCCGACCCGGACCUGACGCCCCUUGGCGAGGAGCAGUGUGCCGCCCUCCGCGCCGCGUUCCCUCACCACGACAAACUCACCAAGCUGCUGGCCUCGCCCAUGCGUCGCACCGUCUACACCUGUCUCCAUGCUUUUGGCACCGAUGCCCUGCUUCCCAUCACCGCUCUGCCCGUCUUCCAGGAGGUCUCUGCUCAGCCCUGCGAUAUUGGCUCACCUGUGGCCAAGGUGCGAGCUGAGUUCGAGGGCAAGGCUGACUACGCCGGUGUGGAGGAGACGUGGUGUGAAAAGGGCCCCGGCAGCAAGUACGAGCCCACGCUAGAGAAGCUUACGGUUCGAGGCAGGGAGGCCAGAAGAACCUUGAGAGAGAUUGCUGGCAGCGGAGAUGAGCACAUUGUAGUUGUUUCCCACGGAGGAUUCCUCCACUUCCUGACAGAUGACUGGCACGGCGUCCCUGAUGGACGAGCUACUGGCUGGUCAAACUGCGAGUUCCGCUCGUACCAGUUCGUCGAUCCUACUGGCGAGGAUGAGGAUGCCGCCCUUCGCGAGACCGAGGAGAGCUGGCAGCGACGAGAGGGCAACACAAUCCCUCCCACACAGACGGAGCAGCGUGAGCUGAGACCAAUCGUACUGGAAAAGAUUGCUCCUCACCUGAACCUUUCCAUGCCCAAUGGGAAGCUCUAG